GGACCAGGCCCGCCCGAGGAUCCAGUAGCCAGCUGCACAGAAACCACAGUUUUAAUAUGCAGAAGGGAAAGGGGAGAACAAGCAGAAUCAGAAGGCGAAAACUCUUCAGAACUUCUCAAAUGAGAGGAGUGAAUGAGAGCUACAAGUCUGAAUUUAUAGAGCUGAAGAAGUGGCUGAAAGCUAGGAAGUUUGAAGAUACGAACUUAAUACCCGCUAGAUUUCCAGGUACAGGAAGAGGGUUGAUGAGCAAAAUAGCCUUGCAGAAGGGACAGAUGAUUAUUUCCUUGCCGAAGAGCUGCCUGCUCACCACGGACACGGUGAUUCGAAGCUAUUUAGGGCCAUACAUUGCCAAGUGGAAGCCUCCUCCAUCUCCUCUGCUGGCCCUGUGCACCUUUUUGGUUUCAGAAAAGCGUGCUGGGGACCGGUCUCCAUGGAAACCCUACCUAGAGAUUUUACCCAAGUCGUACACCUGCCCUGUGUGCUUGGAGCCGGAAGUGGUGGACCUUCUUCCUCAACCUUUGAAAGCAAAGGCCGUAGAGCAGAGAGCCCACGUGCAGGAGUUCUUUGCUUCCUCCAGAGACUUUUUCUGUUCUCUGCAGCCUCUCUUUGUGGAGGCCACUGACAGCGUCUUCAGCUACAGCGCCCUCCUGUGGGCCUGGUGCACUGUCAACACCAGAGCCGUGUACCUGAGGCCCAGGCCGCAGAAGUGCCUUUCCGCUGAGCCGGACACGUGUGCGCUGGCUCCAUACCUGGACCUGCUGAAUCACAGCCCGCAUGUCCAGGUAAAAGCAGCCUUUAAUGAGGAAACAGGCUCUUAUGAAAUUAGAGCGGCUUCCCAUUACCGGAAACACGAGGAGGUGUUCAUCUGCUAUGGUCCUCAUGAUAAUCAGAGGCUGUUCCUGGAGUAUGGCUUUGUUUCCACCCACAAUCCUCAUGCCUGUGUUUAUGUCUCAAGAGAAAUACUUGUCAAAUAUCUUCCACAAACAGAUAAGCAGAUGAACAAAAAGCUUUCCCUUUUAGAGGAUCAUGGCUUUAUAGAAAAUUUGACGUUUGGAUGGGACGGACCAUCUUGGAGAUUACUCACAGCUCUUAAGUUGUUAUGCCUGGAAGCUGAACAAUUUAUGUGCUGGAAACAAGUACUUCUUGGAGAAAAAAUUUCAUAUAUGAAUGAGAGGAAAAGUUUGGAAGUGGCCCAGAAAAUAUGCUGUUAUUCCAUAGAAGAGACUAACGCUAUGCUUCUAAAGGUUUCUCAGUUGAAGACAGAAAAAUUGCCUUUGGUCACCCAGCUCACUUUGGUGGAAACACUGUGGAUGGAAGAACUGAAGAUUCUCCAGGCUUCCGCUGAAACCCUGAACCGAUUACAAUCCACCUUUUCCUGACUUCACUGAGAAGCAUUUGAUCACCUCCUAUGGUGGGUGUGGCCUGUGUUUUUAAAAACUAGAAUUGGAUUAAACUGAUUUAUAUAGAA
This is a messenger RNA of Perognathus longimembris pacificus (Pacific pocket mouse), 1468 nucleotides long. RefSeq names its product SET domain containing 4 (gene Setd4). The transcript has 11 exons. Lineage: Eukaryota; Metazoa; Chordata; Mammalia; Rodentia; Heteromyidae. The coding region runs from base 57 to 1379 and encodes 440 amino acids. Gene Ontology annotation, biological process: peptidyl-lysine trimethylation; peptidyl-lysine monomethylation; positive regulation of transcription by RNA polymerase II. The record is from RefSeq and is a predicted model, not a curated record. Gene Ontology annotation, molecular function: protein binding; histone H3K4 methyltransferase activity; histone H3K36 methyltransferase activity.